UUCUGCUUUGCUGUUAGAAGGCGGCAGCUUUUAAGGCUGAGCUGAGAUGUUUGAAAGGUGGAACACUCUUGACCAUGAAAUAUGUUCUCCUUACUCGCCUCAGCCUUUCAAAGUUCUGUGCAUUAGAGUCAGGGAUUCCAUUCUUCCUGGAGCUAAGCGUGGGGCCAGCUGUAGUCAGCCCUCCUUUCUCCUGGGGAAGGCUGAUAGGAGUUUAAAAGGCUUGCGGUGGCCAGUGCACAAAGCGUUCCCAGAACCCGCAGCGACCCUUCUCUUUACCUCUGCCUGUUGGAGACCACUUAGCGAAGCCGACUGGACGGCUGGAUUCAGGAAGCCAUGAAUCAUGUCACCAGGAGCCAGCUGCAGACUUUAAACUCAGUUCAGCAUGUGGAAGCGGCAGAGAAAUGACCUGUCCAGACAAGCCGGGGCAGCUCAUAAACUGGUUUGUCUGCUCCCUGUGUGCCCCACGAGUGUGUAAACUUUGGAGUAGUCGGCGUCCCAGGACCAGACGGAACUUACUGCUGGGCACUGCAUGUGCCAUCUACUUGGGCUUUCUGGUGAGCCAGGUGGGCAGAGGCUCCUUCCAGCAUGGGCAGGCAACUGACAGGGGACCACCCAACAGUCACGACAUCUUCAAGGUACCCUUCCCGGAGAUUCCUCUGGAUGGUACCCUGGCCCCUUCAGAGUCGCAGGGCAAUGGAAGCACACUGCAGCCCAAUGUGGUAUACAUUACUUUACGCUCCAAGCGCAGCAAGCCUGCGAAUAUCCGUGGCACGGUGAAACCCAAGCGCAGGAAGAAGUAUGCGGUGGCAUCUGUAGACCCUGAUCAGGAGGUGCUGGUUAGACCAUCUCUUAUACAGCAGGAAGUUGCACGGGGAGCAGAUGCUAAAGUACUUGGCUUUGUUCAGGGUUACCUGACCAAGGUUGGUGAACGACCUUGGAGGGUGCUGCAUGGUCCUGGAGUCAGAACUAGAGGUUCAAACUUGCAGCAGCUUAGGGUCCAAGAGAGCAACAUUAGGAUUUACAGUGAGAGCGCCCCCUCCUGGCUGAGCAAAGAAGACAUCCGCAGAAUGCGCCUCCUGGCUGAUGGUGAGGUGGCUAGCAUCCUACCAGCAAUCUCUAAGAGUGGUGCCCGCUUGCUGGUGUUGGAAGGGAGCACCUCAGGCUCUGUGCCUGGCUGCGGGCCUAGCCCCUGUGGGCUUCUCAAGCAGCCUCUGGACAUGAGUGAAGUGUUUGCCUUCCACCUGGACAGGAUCCUGGGUCUCAAUAGAACCCUGCCAUCUGUGAGCAGGAAAUUAGAGUUCAUCCAAGAUGGCCGACCUCGCCCUAUCAUUCUCUGGGACUCAUCUCUAGCAUCUGCAAGCAAUGACAGCCAUUCUUCUGUUAAGCUCACCUGGGGAACUUAUCAGCAGUUGCUAAAACAGAAGUGCUGGCUGAAUGGCCGAGUUCCCAGACCUGAGUGGGGCUGUACUGAAAUCCAUCAUCACGAAUGGUCCAAGAUGGCUCUCUUUGACUUUUUGUUACAGAUUUAUAAUCGCUUGGAUACAAAUUGCUGCGGAUUCAGACCUCGCAAGGAAGACGCCUGUAUACAGAAUGGACUGAGGCCAAACUGUGAGGACCAAAAUUCUGUGACUUUAGCACACAUUAUCCAGAGAAAGAAUGACCCAAGGCAUUUGGUCUUCGUAAACAAUAAGGGCUUCUUUGACAGAAGUGAAGACAACUUAAACUUCAAAUUGUUAGAAGGCAUCAGAGAGUUUCCUGAAUCUGCAGUUUCUGUUUUGAAGAGCCAACACUUAAGGCAGAAGCUCCUUCAGUCUCUGUUCCUUGAUCAGGUUUAUUGGGAAAGUCAAGGGGGCAGGCAAGGCAUUGAGAAGCUUAUUGACGUGAUAGAGCGUAGGGCCAGAAUCCUUAUCACCUACAUCAAUGCACACGGGGUUAGAGUAUUGCCUAUGAACGAAUGACAAAUGGCUUUCUGCCUUGAGGGCCAUACAGGCGUCACAUUUGGUUUUUCUUCAAUACAAGGUAUCAACCUAAAGUGUUUCUAGGAAUGAGGCAGCAUAGUUGAAUACAUGAAACGGAUACAGUUUAUAUCAUGAACUGAAUUUAAAAAUUUUGUAGAGUUUAAAGGUAUGCAGAUUCAAGAAGUUUCAGAAUAACAUAUCACUUGCACAAUGCCUGAUGACAUUUUCUCCUAAGACUCUGAUAUGUGGGUCUCAGCAUCAUCAUUGUGCAGUGACCCGAAUGAUUAUACCUACCGAUGUUUAAACCAUUUUCAUGUCAUUUGAUGGAACAGUAUACACAAGAGACACUGGGUCUUCUAACAAAUCAUUCCCAUGCCAUUUGACUGAUCUGAUCAGCUGCUAGCAGUGAGUUGAUUGACAUUCUCUCAUUGCUGAUGGUUACAACAACUUUUCCAACCCUAUCGGGAGGCAAUUCCACAUCAGGAAAUUGAGGCGUGUGAUCUUCAAGAGCAGCAGUCUUGAAACACCUUCUAAGUAGACAUGGUAGUAGACUCAUUACAAACGAUCAGUCUGUUUUCUAGAGUCUAAGAUAAUCAGCUACCUUUGAGCAGCAAAAAUCUCCUAUCCUUCUCUUUUUAAGAAAUUUGUUGACAGCAUAGAAAUAUCCAUAUAUAAAAAUCAAUGUAUUAGUUCAAUUUGCUGUCUCAAUUUUGAUCCAAUUUAUGCCUUCUGGUUAGAAAACUAAAAAGUUAUAAGGUAUAUUGUUACCUGUUUGAAAAUUUACUUGUAGCAUCUCUUACUGUUUUUACUGAUUGGUUAGUUUAAAAAAAAGUUAAGGUUUCACAUAGCUCAGGCUGGCUUUGAACCCUUUAUGCAUCAGUGGUCUUCUGGUCUUUGAUGCUCUGUCUCCCAAGUGUUGGGAUUAUAGAUAGGUAUGCAAUGCCAUGCCCUGUAGAGCUCAGGGUUAAACUUGGGCCUUCAGUCAUGCUAGAUAGGCACUGUAUGACUAAGCCCCUAACCCCAGCCUACUUUUUAAUGAAUACUUAACAAUUUUUCAUUUUAUAAAGGAUAUGCUAUGAUUUCUGAAGUUUUUUCUUAAUCAUAGAGGACUUCCUUGGUGUAAUUAGGUUUCAUCUGAUUUAACUGAUGUUAUCUAGGUACUGAUGAUUAAGUUCAGAUAUUAAAUCUAUUAUGUAGUUCAGUUCAAUACAAGAAAUCUUAAUGAAACCCAAUGCACAUGACUGCAUCUUCUCACGAAGAACACAUGGAUAAGUAUAUGACAACAAAUUAGGUAAAUUUAGUCUCAACUAACUCUCCCCAAAUCCCUAUUUGAAAGGUCAUUGAUUAGCCAGUGUGGUGAUACAGACCUGAAAUCUCAGCGCCCAGGAAGCCGUGCAAGGUUUGCAAGUCUGAGACUAGUUUGGUCUUCAUAGUGAUAUCCUGUCUGAAAUGUGCCCCUCUCUUCAUAAAAGCUGAUUUACUGACUUUCUUUUCCUUUUGGAAACUUGAAAAUAAAAAGUUGCACAUUUUUAGCAUAUCUCUAGUCUCUCUCUUUUUUUUUUUUCAGUUUUGUCCCUAGCACACAAAAUGUUUUCUGUCUUCUGGUGAAGAAUAAUUUGAUAUUGAUGUGAACUUUUAAAAACAUAGCAAUACAGGCUAUAUCAUAGAAAAAAUACCUGUGUAGAUUAUAAUUGAUACAAACACACCAACUUGUCAAAAUAGUAAGUCAAAAUGUUAAGUAUAGGAGAAGACAGACCAAGUGAAGAGGCAUCCACUGACCCUCUCGGUUCUGCUUUUCAAGGCUCAUGUCCAAUCACUGCGUCUACCAUCCUGUAUGUUUCCUUUCGUUUGGCAUGAUGAACUUUGUCAUGUUCCUACAGUUCCCUCCACUGUGAUCUAAGUAUGACUGUGGGCCCUGGUGAGUCCCUAUAUUGGCUGUUCUCUAUGAGUUUUGUCUCACGAAUCAUCUUAAUUAUCCUUGCCAGCACUUUUACACUCCCACUUGACUUAGAAUUAAAAGAUUUUUGCCAAGUUGUCUCAUACCUUUUCAAGAUGACCUACGUUUAUUGUAACACUUUUUUAUUUUUUCAGAAUUUACCAUUUUAAUUCACAUUGUGAUAUUAAUUACAGACAUUCUGGUUUCUUAAAAUCCUGCUUUCCUGCCUCUCAAGUUAGGAUGCUUCUGAGCAGGCUGGCCUCCUCCAGAUAUAUCUGACUGUAUUUUUUGUCUAGUUAUUUCAACAUGCUUAAUUCUAAGCAAAAGGGUCAAGAACAUUGGUUACUUUUAUAACUUGUCUUUAAGGAUUUAGUUUUACUUUUUAUUGUGCAUGCAUAUGUAUACAUAUGCACAUGCAUACGCAGUACCCAUGGAAGCCAGAAGAAGGGCAUCAGAACCUCUGAAACGGUUGUGAGCUACCUUACUUGGAACUCAACUAAGGUCCUCUGGAAGAGCAGUGAAUCUCAACAGCUGGGCAUCUCCUCAUUCUUUACAUUCAUUUUUUAAUGAUUUAUUUUGUUUUGUAAAUAGUGAGUAAUUGAUGGUGCAUUAGUUUUGAAUAAUAGCUGCAGGCCAAACUCUGAAUUCUAAUAAGUAACAUUCUUCUUUCAUUGAAAUGAUGAAAAUGUUUUUGUAUUUCAGAUGUGCUCAAAAACUACUGUGAUUUGGUACAUAUUAGCCCAUUAUGUGGUUUAUUUGCUCUAACAGAUGUAAAAAUAGAAAAAUUUACCUUGGCUCACAUACAAGAGCUUAUUCUGGUGUGACUUGUUUCAUUUUAGCUGAUAUGAAAAUGCACAUGUGUCUUAGAUCUUGUAAUAAAAUUUUACAAAUUAAA
This is a messenger RNA of Grammomys surdaster, 4789 nucleotides long. RefSeq names its product golgi associated kinase 1B (gene Gask1b). The transcript has 5 exons. Bases 402 to 1958 code for a protein of 518 amino acids. Gene Ontology annotation, cellular component: Golgi apparatus. The record is from RefSeq and is a predicted model, not a curated record. Lineage: Eukaryota; Metazoa; Chordata; Mammalia; Rodentia; Muridae.